This is a messenger RNA of Auxenochlorella protothecoides, 171 nucleotides long. RefSeq lists its product as hypothetical. The coding region runs from base 1 to 171 and encodes 56 amino acids. NCBI's taxonomy places the organism in Eukaryota, Viridiplantae, Chlorophyta, Trebouxiophyceae, Chlorellales, Chlorellaceae. The transcript has a single exon. The record is from RefSeq and is a predicted model, not a curated record.
AUGGUCUUGGUGGGCGCCACAGACGCGGCACCUUUGGCGCCCACAAGGUUGCCGAGAUCCGGCAUCGGCCCAUUAUGGGGUAUCCAGGUUAUAUCCAUGUAUUCCAAGGUCUUCGGUUUUAAACUUGAUUCCCCAGAAUACCCUGAGCAGCAACGAGGCUCCCAUCGCUGA